AUGGCAUCCCCCAGAACCGUAACUAUCCUGGCCCUCUCAGUGGCCCUGGGACUCUUCUUUGUUUUCAUGGGGACUAUCAAGUUGACCCCCAGGCUCAGCAAGGAUGCCUACAGUGAGAUGAAGCGUGCUUACAAGAGCUAUGUCCGGGCCCUCCCUCUGCUGAAGAAAAUGGGGAUCAAUUCCAUUCUCCUCCGAAAAAGCAUUGGUGUCCUUGAGGUGGUCUGCGGCAUCGUCAUGACCCUUGUGCCUGGGCGUCCCAAAGAUGUGGCCAACUUCUUCCUACUCUUGCUGGUGUUGGCUGUGCUCUUCUUCCACCAGCUGGUUGGUGAUCCUCUCAAACGCUACGCCCAUGCUCUGGUGUUUGGAAUCCUGCUCACCUGCCGCCUGCUGAUUGCCCGCAAGCCUGAAGACAGGUCUUCUGAGAAGAAGCCCCGGCCACGGAAUGCUGAGGAGCAACCCUCCUUAUAUGAGAAGGCCCCUCACGGCAAAGUGAAGGUGUCAUAG
Messenger RNA from Cynocephalus volans (Philippine flying lemur), 504 nucleotides. RefSeq names its product transmembrane protein 35A (gene TMEM35A). The record is from RefSeq and is a predicted model, not a curated record. Gene Ontology annotation, biological process: chaperone-mediated protein complex assembly; positive regulation of protein localization to cell surface. The coding region runs from base 1 to 504 and encodes 167 amino acids. NCBI's taxonomy places the organism in Eukaryota, Metazoa, Chordata, Mammalia, Dermoptera, Cynocephalidae. Gene Ontology annotation, molecular function: acetylcholine receptor regulator activity. The transcript is spliced from 2 exons. Gene Ontology annotation, cellular component: endoplasmic reticulum.